Messenger RNA from Sphaeroforma arctica JP610, 2055 nucleotides. RefSeq lists its product as hypothetical. The transcript is spliced from 13 exons. The coding region runs from base 1 to 2055 and encodes 684 amino acids. The record is from RefSeq and is a predicted model, not a curated record. NCBI's taxonomy places the organism in Eukaryota, Ichthyosporea, Ichthyophonida.
AUGUACGAUGUCACCACCGCACAGGCAGAUGCGCAUGGCUGGGGUCCAGUUGCCGUGGGAGGCAAUCAGUGGGCUAUUAUGUACCAGCACACCUCAGGCAUAGAGACAGCCACACCAGAAUGGCCGGGACAAACAUGGCAACAGCGGGUGAUGCUUCAACUGCCACUGCUCAUGGCACCUAGAAAGAACGUAUCCAACAAUGCAUCAGAUAAGAAGAAAGGCGUACGGAGGCCGGAGAAGAAAUCCAAAGGCACCAACUCCUCAGCAACGCCAAACAACGAUGCCAGCGAAGCUAUCUGGUACGUGACAGUACAAACGUAUCACAGGAGCAAGAAGGUCAAGGCUCCCCCGACUCAUCACACAGCUCCAAAGGGUAAAAGCAAAGGAAAGAAGAACACCAAGCCAAAGGCCGCCUCGCCGUACACCCACACACACACGCACAGUCUCUUCAGUUACUAUCGCAACAAGUCCGCCGCAGCCGCAGCCGCAGCUGUAGGAGUGCGUGCAGAGGCUGGCGGAGACGAUGCAGACCACUACUGCGUCUUGGAUGUGGUCAAAACGGACUCGGAGGGUGGCACAGACUUGGUUCGUGAGCUCGUGCGUGGGACGUGGAAGGGGUUACAUCACGUGUCCGACUGUGCGUGGGAUACCGGUGUUCCCUUUGGAAGUGCCUUGGAGGAUUGGGUGUCCGUCUCUUUAGCUGGCUUGGUUCUGCCGGCGUUGGUCCAGGGACAGCAUUCGGCUGCGCGUCCGUCUCUGCUGUCUAUUGGCAUGGGCUGCAGCAUCAUCCAAUGCUUCAUAGGAUCACACGUGGACAAUGUGGACAUGACCAUGCUAGAAAGUUCCGAACAUCUCGUGCGAGACAUGACCACGUGCUUCCCUGUCGGUAAACUCCUCAGCAGUGUCAACACGACAACGACAUGUGGCGACCCAAUUAAAUUCGUGUCAGCGGGUGCAGACGGCUCACAACGGUACAACGCAAUUAUGGUGCAUAUGAAUGGGCCAGAGACUCUUCUGGGAACCAGACUCAAAUCCGUCACAUUCCUCAGAGGUUUGAUCAAAUGCCUGGAUACCAGUUCGGAAGCAGUAUUAGCUGUGCAUGUGGGUGGCACAGAAGACAUCGGAGAUACCGAACUGUCAGCGGCUGUGAUCGACAGUAUUGUGAACAGUCUGGAGAGUGAAGUGGCGCAAUUACACCCUACAACAACGCACAGAGUCGAUCUGUAUGCGGAGGAGAAGUUGAGAGACGCCAUAACAGACACCGAAAGCGGUCAACCAGCACCGCAGGAGGUGGAUGUGGCACAGAGCGGCUCAGGCUAUAUCAUCACACUGCGCCUGGGUGCGCAAAGCACAGAGUACCACAAGAUGGAGAUGCAUGGUGCAUUGCCUGAUCCGAGACACUAUGAUUUAGACUCACUGGUUACAAUCGACAUGAUGCUGGCUGCUCCUGGAAAGGACUACGAAGGAGGUCACCUGCAAACAGAGGAGGCCGAUCGGUCCAUAGUGCGUCCUGGAUUUGAACGUGGCGACGCCGUGGUGUUUGUCAGUCACAAACCUCACCAUGUGACACCCGUCACUGGAGGAGUCAGGAACGUGCUUGUAGUCGAGAUAUGGAAAGGAAGGGAUUGCCAGUGCGCACAUCGCUGCGGGGCAUUUGGUACGAAUGUGUGCAGUAAAGACAGUACAAGCAGAGCAUACUCCAAUAGCAAACUAGCAGAAAAAGCGAGCCGAGAUGUUGAAGGACAGAAGGCUAGAUACAUUACCAAUCAGACACUCCCGUUCAGGCUGGGGUCCGCGCACGAGUCAGAGACGUCAUUCCUCACAUCCUUUCUGAGUGGGCAUAAAGACGUUUGUGUCUCGCACUUGCUGUGGGAACCGUAUGAAGAGAGAGGCUUGCAACGUAGCAAUCAAAGUACUGAUAGAACACCAGAAAUGGAUAGCUCAAAUAGUGCCAGUACUGGGCUGGAGACAACCAAUACUCCCGUGCAAAUCAUCAAGCCGCCGAAACUUGACAUCGCAGCUGCGGACGAUGAAGCCUGGGAUGUGUUCGGUUAA